AUGACCAGCUUUGAGAAGGCGAUGAAGGGUGCUUGCAAGCCCAAGCCCAACCCGCCCAAAGCCAAGUACCUCGACCCGAUUCUCGCUGCGACUUGGUCAGAGGAUGGAGCGGUCCACGAUGUCUGCAGGGCGCUGGCUCCCCGAUUCAAGGAGCCAAAUGUCCUAAUUGUCUUCAAGGCGCUCAUCGUAUUGCACUCGAUGAUUCGCAACGGUUCGACCGACAACGUUCUUUCCUAUCUAUCACAGUCGGACGUACUGAGGCUCAAGAAUGUCUCGACGGGGAAUUGGGAAGGCUACGCCGCCCCGCAAAACAUCCAACACUAUUCUACCUACUUGGAUACCCGUAUCCGUGCCUUCCGCGACCUCAAGCACGACGCAGUCCGCGUGCAGUCCGAGAACAACCGGGAUAUGCGCUUCAAGACGUUAGCCGGCAGGAAGCUACGUAUCAUGACGGUGGAGAAGGGCCUGCUACGUGAGACAAGGGUCGUACAGAAGAUGAUUGACGCGCUUGUCGAGUGUCGGUUCUACCUCGACGACCUGGACAAUGAGCUGAAUAUCACGGCGCUCCGCAUGCUAACGAAGGACCUGCUUAUUCUGUUUCAGGCAUGCAACGAAGGUGUGAUCAAUGUGUUAGAACACUACUUUGAGAUGUUCCGGAGUGAUGCAGAAGAAGCCCUCAACCUCUACCGACACUUCUGCAAGGAGACAGAGCGGGUGGUUGAGUAUUUGGGUGUUGCCAAAAAGCUUCAGAAUAUCCUGAACGUUCCUAUCCCGAAUCUCCGCCAUGCACCUGUCUCCCUCGCAGGUGCUCUCGAGGAGUACUUGAAGGAUCCGAAUUUCGAGCAGAACCGAAUCGAGUACAGGACAAAUAAGGAGGCCGCGGAGCGAGCAGAGAGGUUGGGAAUCAGUGCUCCUCCUCCUCAAGCUCAGACUGUAGAGAAAGCACCGGAGUCAGGUGUAACAACAGACAAACCAGCGGACCAGUCUAAGCCACCUACGAACCAGGCCCUCAUUGACUUUUUCUCAGCUAUAGAGGAGGAGCAACAGACCAUGUUCAACCCUCAGACAGGAAGCCCAUCCACCGCGUAUUUUCAACAGCAUGCGGUGCAUAAUCCAUUUGCCCAGCAAAUGCAUCAGAUGCAAAUGCCCAUGAUGACCGGCGCGCCGUUCGAUGCCUCCCAGCCAUUCGCCCAACCACAGAUGCAAGUCGCCCCUCAAGUGCAGUCGCAGCCGACGGGCUUCCUUGUCCCUCAGUACACAUCCACGAAUCCUUUUGGUAUGCUCCAGCAGCAACAACAUCAGCAAAUACAACAGCAGCCCGCUCCUUUCCUCCAACCACAGCACACUGCCUUCUUGCAGCCUCAAGCUACGGGUGCAAACCCGUUCCGCCAGAGCACGAUGCUCCCGCAGAUGACGGGCAUGUCGCCCUUCGGGAUGCCCACCGGCGCGCCCCAGCACCAGCCCGCAAGUACCAAUCCGUUCCCUGUGCAAAACAAUGGUCAGCCGCAGGGCUUCCCGGGCGAUUCGAACGCGCCGAACUUCAACGCGUUCAGCGUGAUGGCGGGCUCGUCCCAAAUCGCACAG
This is a messenger RNA of Postia placenta MAD-698-R-SB12, 1584 nucleotides long. RefSeq lists its product as hypothetical. The record is from RefSeq and is a predicted model, not a curated record. Lineage: Eukaryota; Fungi; Basidiomycota; Agaricomycetes; Polyporales; Adustoporiaceae. Gene Ontology annotation, molecular function: phosphatidylinositol-4,5-bisphosphate binding; clathrin heavy chain binding; 1-phosphatidylinositol binding. Gene Ontology annotation, biological process: clathrin coat assembly; clathrin-dependent endocytosis; vesicle budding from membrane. The annotation marks the transcript as partial. Gene Ontology annotation, cellular component: clathrin-coated pit; clathrin-coated vesicle. The transcript has 10 exons.